This is a messenger RNA of Dracunculus medinensis (Guinea worm), 2316 nucleotides long. Lineage: Eukaryota; Metazoa; Nematoda; Chromadorea; Rhabditida; Dracunculidae. The record is from the annotation of a GenBank genome assembly.
AUGUGGAAAGAACGAUUGAAUAUCGGGAGUGGUGGCCAUAAAAUAAUAAUGGUAUUCACAGAUGGUGUUGAAGAUUGGCCUUCAUCGAUACUAGAAUUUCGUCGAUCGUCUCUUCAAGAUAAUCCCGUCCGAAUUUUUGGAUUCGCGAUGGGUUACGGUACAGGAAAAAUACCCAUCCUAGAGUAUCUGGCGUGCAAUACACAUGCGACUUGCGCUACUGUAGAUUCGAUAGCUGAUGUCAAGCGCCAAUCUAUAGCUUACAUUUCAAAAUUAUCAGAAAUAUUAUCUUUAGCGUAUUCCAAAAUUCCGCCUGAAACACGACCUACAACAAAAAAAUUGAGGAUAGAGCAUAAAUACCAUUUUUAUUUCGGGACCCCAUCUUACAUGGACACACAAGGAGGUGGACCAACAGUAACAAUGUCAAUGGCCAUUUUAAAUGCGAUGGAAAAUGGUAGUUCGUUGCUUGGUGUUGCUGGGAUCGAUGUGCCAUUUAAACAUUUUGCAGAAAUAUUGCCGGAAAAUGAACAAAUGUAUGCGUUCAUCGUGGAUAAUAAUGGAAUUGCUAUCUAUCACCCACAAUUAAAAAUUCCGAAAACAGAAAUUUAUUCAGUCCGCCGUACAGCUUGUUACGACAAACGCCUAAAGUCACGAGGAAAUGGCCGUAUUCAGUUUGGCGAAGCUGAUGAAAGGGUUCUGAAAUUAAUGGGAUUAACCGACUCGAUACCCACUAUUGAUAUUGCUGAAUUGGAAUUAAGUUCGUCGAAAUUUUUGGAAUUUCGUAAGGCGAUGAUUGACCAGAAUUGCAAUAAAUUACCAUUCAUUGACGUGAGUUUUUUAAAAUCUGAUAUUGCUACAAUUUCCUCUGCGCUUUCUGAAGCUAUGAUGGGCACUCGACAUUACUAUUGUAGAAGUAUCAGUGGGACGCCGUGGACGAUUGGUUUUGUUGUAUUCUCAGAUCGCGGUGAAACUAUUUUAACGAAAAACAUCCCCAGACCUACAGCUCCAACCAAAGCACUUGUUGGCCACUAUGUACCAAAAAGAGGUCUUUGUCGGGGUAAUCUUGAUCAUGAGAAUAAGCUGGAAAGAUUUAAUGCAUUUCUCGAAUCAGAAAAAUGUGAAAUGGAUAAGCGGUUGCCAUAUGCCUUGGCUAGCUCUUUAAAUAAGUGGACUGAAAGUUGGCCAGACUUGGAAGGGAAUGCAACAUGCGUCAAUAACCCACUGCCAAUAAAUUUUGAUCCAUUUUUUUACAUCAAUUCAUUUGUCAGCACGUUGACACAUAUAACGGCUUUUUAUCCAGAAUGUAGUUUCGAGUCAUUGCGCUCUGUAAUUGAUCUGCUUGAACUAGAUCGAUACCCAAAACCCACAAAUAAGUUGCAAAUAUUCGUAUUCAACGAAAAUCGUACUCACACUGUGACGGCAUACGAGCAAAUCUUCGAUUCAAAAUUCGGCCGACGUCUCGCACUUGGUGGGGUUCAAUGGACCGUAUCAUUUAUUGGUCAGAUAUUCACCAAUUUGACGAUACAUUCUAAUGAAUGGAAGCGAAAAAAAAGGUGCUAUUUGGUAACAAUGAAUGGUUUUGUGGUAGCGGGCAAACAAGCUGAGCAACAUCUGUCGCAGUCUGAUCCCUAUUUAUUCAAUUAUCUUAUUAAAAAAUCAGUGGUGCUGAAAUCUUAUCGUCGUGAUAAUCAAGCUCAAUGUUCUCCACUACGAACUUAUUUAUUAACAAAGAGCGAUGCUUCUACCACCAAUUUUCAUGAAAUCUCUACACUUUUGCAUAAAUUUAUGGAAAUUUUUUCGAGUGCAUUCUGGUUUGAGUUGUGGAUAGUACUAUCAACCUUAUUGCGCAAUAUUGUUUCGCAACCUGUAAUGAUUGGCAAAAUUUGUCAGUUUUCUCGAAUAAAACAUCGCGAAUUAUGUUCAUUAGAAUAUCCUGUAUAUGAAAUGGAAUUGAACCAUACGAAGAGAUUCAUCCUAAACGAUGGCAUAUGCUCGAGGCUUUUGUUUAUUCGUGAAUUCUGGAUUUGUGAUUAUAACUUAAAAUUUGAUGCACUGCUUCAGUUAAGAGACAUUCUUAUUAAACCACUUCAAGAUAUAUCAUUAUAUUUGUUCAUCGUCGACAAUCCUUGCAACAAUAAUUUUGAUUCGAGUGUACAACACUCACAUACUUUUUUACCACGAAGAGGUUCAUUUCGACUCAUUUUUUUUCUUUAUCCGAAUGCGAGAGGAUACGACCGCUUUACCGACGGAGAAGGCCCGACCUCGAUUAUACACGCAGACAUCCACAGGAAAGAAAUGCGCCAUGUUCGGGUUCAGUGA